This is a messenger RNA of Solanum pennellii, 360 nucleotides long. Its product is annotated as protein RDM1-like. Gene Ontology annotation, cellular component: nucleus; RNA polymerase V complex. Lineage: Eukaryota; Viridiplantae; Streptophyta; Magnoliopsida; Solanales; Solanaceae. The record is from RefSeq and is a predicted model, not a curated record. The transcript has a single exon. The coding region runs from base 1 to 360 and encodes 119 amino acids.
AUGUACCAAGAGUACAUGCAGAUGGUUCCUAUCCCCGCAAGGAAGGCCUCUCUGAUUCCUUGUAACUCAUGGAUAGGGUUGGCUGCAUCAAUCAAGGGGUUAUAUCAGCAACUGCUGCAAUACCCGACCAAUCUCUCCAUAAAGAAGUGGGAUAGUUUGAGGAUUGGGGCUAGCGAUGAAGACGUUCCAUCGGAUACACUCAUCGAUCCAGCCAAAGCCGAAGCAAGCAUUUGGCUUAUAGAAGAAAUGCAUAGAAAAACUACAUCUCCUUAUUUCAUUGCUAGGCUCUGGCAUGCUGAUCCUAUGUAUCAUGCUAAUAUUGAUGCAAUUUUCCCAGAUUUGAAUGAUCCAUCCAAAUAG